Messenger RNA from Toxotes jaculatrix (banded archerfish), 2624 nucleotides. It is a transcript of the gene cbsa, whose product is annotated as cystathionine beta-synthase a. Lineage: Eukaryota; Metazoa; Chordata; Actinopteri; Toxotidae. The transcript has 15 exons. Gene Ontology annotation, cellular component: cytoplasm. The record is from RefSeq and is a predicted model, not a curated record. Bases 159 to 1913 code for a protein of 584 amino acids. Gene Ontology annotation, molecular function: cystathionine beta-synthase activity; cysteine synthase activity.
GAAACUUUGCCCACGUCGUUGCCGUUCGGCCCCACGUGCAUCGUCACGAAAAGCCGCUGUCUUUGUCGGAGGGUGCUCAGUACACCGUGCUGUUCUGGGACACCGUGUCCGCCGGAGUCGUCUGUCUUUGGGACACAUUCAAGCGAUCGGGGUAAGCCAUGCCUUCAGUUCCCUCAACCAAAGAAACCACCGUCAAGGUGUGCCCUCACGCCGCCAAGCUGCUCAACCACACCAAUGGAGAAUCCAAACUCCGAGAGGGUCCCUUCCCACUGAACGGGGUUGACAAGCUGGUGGACACCGAGGUGGCGAACCAGACCAUUCAGAUCAACACAAAGAGCACGUCUCCUGACAGGAAAUGGAUCCGGCCUGACCUUCCCAGCCGCUGCACAUGGAGCCUGGGAGCUUCGAAAGCCGACUCUCCUCACACACGAGUUCCGAGAGCCGUUGCUCCAGCUGUUCUUCCAAACAUCCUGCAUAAGAUCGGUGACACUCCCUUGGUACGGAUCAACAAGAUCCCCAAAGUGUUUGGACUGCAGUGUGAAAUAUUGGCCAAGUGUGAGUUCUUCAAUGCUGGCGGCAGCGUCAAGGACAGGAUCAGCCUGCGGAUGGUGGAGGACGCCGAGAGAGCUGGGCUCCUCAAGCCUGGAGACACCAUUAUAGAACCCACCUCUGGAAACACUGGUAUUGGAUUGGCCCUGGCUGCAGCUGUAAAAGGCUACCGUUGCAUCAUAGUCAUGCCGGAGAAAAUGAGCAUGGAGAAGGUGGAUGUUUUGAGAGCUCUUGGAGCCGAGAUCGUUCGUACACCCACCAGCGCUCGCUUCGAUUCGCCAGAGUCUCACGUGGGCGUUGCCUGGCGCCUGAAGAACGAGAUCCCCAACUCCCACAUCCUGGAUCAGUACCGUAACCCCAGCAAUCCACUGGCUCACUAUGACACCACAGCUGAAGAGAUCCUGGAGCAGUGCGACGGUAAAAUUGACAUGCUGGUGGCAGGAGCAGGCACAGGAGGGACAAUCACAGGUAUCGCCCGCAAACUGAAGGAAAGAUGCCCCAACAUCAAAAUUGUUGGCGUUGACCCAGAAGGCUCCAUCCUGGCUGAGCCUGAGGAGCUUAACAAGACCGAUAAGACCCAGUACGAGGUAGAGGGCAUCGGGUACGACUUCAUCCCCACUGUGCUGGACAGAUCAGUGAUUGAUACCUGGUACAAGUCCAACGAUGAGGAUUCCUUCAACAUGUCUCGUAUGCUGAUCAGAGAGGAGGGCCUGCUGUGCGGAGGCAGCUCUGGAACGGCAAUGGCAGCAGCUGUGAAUGUCGCCAAAGAACUGAAGGAGGGCCAGCGCUGUGUGGUCAUCCUGCCAGACUCCAUCCGCAACUACAUGUCCAAGUUCCUGAGUGAUAAGUGGAUGGUAGAUAAGGGCUUCCUGAGGGAGGAGGACCUCAUGGUGAAGAAACCAUGGUGGUGGAACCUGAAGCUCCAGGGUUUGAACCUGUCAGCCCCCCUCACUGUCCUGCCAACCGUCAGCUGCCAGAAGACAAUCAAAAUCCUGAAGGAGAAGGGCUUUGACCAGGCACCUGUGGUGGAUGAGGCUGGGUUAAUCCUGGGCAUGGUGACUUUGGGGAAUAUGUUGGCCUCGAUUCUGGCAGGGAAGAUCAAGCUGUCAGACCCAGUCAGCAAAGUGCUCUACAAGCAGUUCAAACAGAUCCGUCUGACUGAUAACUUGGGAAAGUUGUCCCGCAUUCUGGAGACUGACCACUUUGCCCUGGUGGUACAUGAACAGAUCCAGUACUUGACAGACGGCUCUCCCAUUCUGAAGCAGAUGGUUUUCGGGGUGGUGACGGCCGUCGACCUGCUCAACUUUGUCACAGGGCGGGAAAGGAGAGAGCGAUCCAUGUCAGAGUCGACUGACGAGCUGUGAACGGCAAACUAAAACACCCAGUCACACACUUGUAUAUUUCAUUCACUAACAUAACAAACAUGAAGAGUAGUUUCUCAGUAGGUGUCUGAAAGAUGGCAAAAAAUUUUUUUGAAUGAGUUUAGCUCUUUUUUUUCACUUAGAAAAAAAUUAUUCUUUUUUUUUUGAAGUUCAAUCUUGUAAUAAGCAAAAUAUGUUUCGCCAUUUGGUUAUUUUGUGAUAUUACAUACUUGAGGCAUUUGAUUCUUACUUAUUAUAUUUGCUUUUGUAGUGCAAAGAAAUCUUUAAUGAGUUUGUAAGUUGUAGAAAGCUUUUUGUUUCGUAUCAGGGUCGGUUGGUGAGUCGAAGCCUUUUAUUUGUCCGAAAAGUGAUUGUUUCACUGCAGCCUUGUGUACCAAUCAAACAUUAAAAGCCACAUUCAUCUCAUUUAACAAGAUAAGACAAGUAGAGUUGUUGUAAAUAAGCAUAUGAUCUUUCCAAUGUUGCUCACUGUGUGCUGCUUUUUCAUUUGUGUUUACAUUAAAAGAAAUAAAUGUAGAGUUUAAUUACAUUUCUCAGAACAAUCAUGUAGUAUUUCCCUCUCCUGUUUCAACGCAGUGCCUGUGGUGUAACUGUAAAGUGACUAUUUAAUCUUAGUGUGUCUAGGAGAAACAUUUUAUAUUGCAUCAUUUUCCUUCAUGAAUGUGUAAGAUUAAAUAAAAUUUGAAGAAAGUC